AUUUCUCCCUCGUCUUAUGAAAUUGAAAAAAAUUCCUACAAAAAAAAAAGUAUCUUUAUUUCAAGAAACAAAAAAAAAUGGCUCAAUGUUGUUUAAUUACAUGUAAUAAUAAAAUUGAAUGUGAAGAUUUUAAUUUAUGUGUUAUUCAUUUGAAAGAAUUAAGUUCCGGUAAUCUUUCAAGUACAAUUCAAAUCAAAUCAUCAGAGGAUACAACUCAUCUUAUAGAAAUUCCAAGAAAAAGUACCGAGUUUAGUGAUAUUGAAAAUAAAUUUUUGGGCGAUUGGGUAAAGCCAAACACGCAGGGAUUGAGAGUGGAAGCGAUUUUUAGUAUAAUUUUACCGAAAUCAAUCGUUAAUAACUAUAAGUCAUAUCGAUCCACUGUUGAAUCUCGUGGAAAGUUUAAGUCGCAAGGUCUAAAAGAAGGAGACGAGCGAAUUUUAUAUCAUGGCACAGAUCACAACUGCGCUGUAAUUUAUGAUGCAUUAAGAGAACUUUGCAAAUCCUCAAAUUGUGCUGGGUGUGGAAUUCUCAUGAACUCUUUCAAACUUGACAAGGUGGGAAUAAAUAAACAAGGACGAUCUUUUCAACGCCUUGGCCAGGGAAUUUAUUUUACACCAUACUCCUCGAAAGCGCAUUUUUAUGGACACGGUGGUGCCAAACCAUUACCUACGGAAGCUGGACGCACUUGCAGAAUGAUGUUCAUGACAAAGGUUGUACUUGGUAAUACAUGGCAACCGGAUCGAGUCUCACAAAAUUGUCGUUCUCCACCGGCUGGGCACGAUUCUACAUGGGGACGUGUAGGAAAAUGUCCUCAUGGCGGAGCUGUUCUAAAUUAUGAAGAAUAUGCAGUAUACCGUAAUGACGCAUGCUUACCAUCAAAAUAUAUCGCCUAUUCAUACACAAGCACAAAUGAAUAAACGGUAAGCUUCAUCACGUGUAAGCAUCUGCGCCACGUUUCUUUAUUUCACUAUACUGUAACGUUGCUUUUUUUUUAUAUGUACGAAGUAAAUAAAAUACUAGCUAGACUUGUUAAAUAAUA
This is a messenger RNA of Rhizophagus irregularis DAOM 181602=DAOM 197198, 1039 nucleotides long. RefSeq lists its product as uncharacterized. Gene Ontology annotation, molecular function: NAD+ poly-ADP-ribosyltransferase activity. Lineage: Eukaryota; Fungi; Glomeromycota; Glomeromycetes; Glomerales; Glomeraceae. The record is from RefSeq and is a predicted model, not a curated record.